GAAAUCAUGACUACGGGAAAAGUUGUCGCUAUAACAACCGGAGCUGUGGGGGCAGUUGCGUUGGCCCCUGUUGCCCUGGGCGCCAUUGGUUUCACCGCUGGGGGAAUAGCAGCUGGUUCCUACGCCGCUGGGAUGAUGUCUGCUGCUGCCGCUGCUAACGGAGGAGGCGUGGCAGCAGGAGGCUUAGUGGCUGUGCUGCAAUCUGCAGGUGCUGCUGGUCUGUCAGCUUCUGCCAGUGCAGUUGUAGCCAGUGGCGGCGCUGCAGUGGGAGCUGCAGUGGGAUGGCUGAGCAGCUUUUUCCGUAAAGUCAAAUGACUUUUUUUUGACCGCAAUGUUAAAGAAUGGAUGUUGUGUGUCAACACCUGUUAUCAACAUUUGUUCUGACACCAAGCUCUGUCAUUGCUGACAUUUUCUCUUUUUGAGUGUAAAUAACAAUCAACUCACUUUUGACAUUUUCACUCAAAUGUUUCGAAAUCAAAAAAUUAAAUCAAAAUAAAAAGAGUCUACAGCAAAA
Molecule: messenger RNA, 514 nt
Organism: Oryzias latipes (Japanese medaka)
Lineage: Eukaryota; Metazoa; Chordata; Actinopteri; Beloniformes; Adrianichthyidae
Gene: isg12(1)
Product: interferon alpha-inducible protein 27, mitochondrial-like
Biological process (GO): intrinsic apoptotic signaling pathway; release of cytochrome c from mitochondria
Cellular component (GO): mitochondrial membrane
Source: RefSeq, marked provisional